AUGUUUGCAAAUACAGUACCAACCCCAUCGCAUCCACCAAUAAACACAAACACAGAAAAUUCCAAUACAAUACGCGAGCGAGAACGCGAACGAGAGCGCGAACGGGAACGAGAACGAGAACGCGAACGAGAACGUGAACGUGAACGAGAGCGCGAACGAGAGCGAGAACGCGAACGGGAACGGGAACGAGAACGCGAACGGCAGCGUGAGCGGGAACGCGAACGCGAACGUGAACGCGAGCGCGAGCAAGCGGCGUCGCCGCCGAGUCCCGCCGUGAAAAGCGAAGCACCCGAACUGCUCGUGCCGAAGCGCGAGGCCGCCGAGCCCGAGCGCGACUCCCCCGGCGGGAUGGAGACGCGCCACGCCGGCUACGGCGCGCCGCCCGAUCAGCGAUCGCCUUACGAGCGUCCACCAGACGACCACGUUCGUUCCUACAGUCAAAUGAACGACGCUCGGUACGGAUACGAGUCGCGAUGCUACGAAGGUGCCCCAGCCUUCGAGCGAUACGACCCGGCACAAUGUCCACAACGUCCAUAUAGCUGGGAGGAGGAACGAUACCACGACCCACAUCUGCCAACGCCAAUGAAAACAGAUCAGUCUGAACAGGAGACCAGUUCCGGACCAAUAUAUCCUAGACCAAUGUACCACUACGAAGCCGGUAGCGGAGUAGGCGGUGUUGGUGGCGUCAGCGCGAUGGCACCAGGCGUCCCACCCGGCUUCUCCGCGAUCAAUCUAUCGGUGAAGAUAGCAGCGGCGCAGGCGCAACGACCGCGUACUCCCACACCAAGAGAUCCGCGCGAUCCCCGUCCAGCCAUAGAUCUCUCCACUUCUAGUGGUAGUCCACAGGGUCCAUAUGCAUCCCCGGUGUACACGAGUGCCGGUGGCGGCAGCGGGGGCGGAGCCCGAGGCAGUCCACAGCCAGGCGCUUCGCCCCAGCUCACAGCCAGCCCCCAGGUGCCCAGUCCGCAGGGUCAGACCCUCGACCUUAGUGUGUCCCGUUUACCACAUAGUCGAGGUUUCCCCGGUGGUGUGUCAUAUAGCCGAGAAUCAACACCGGACAGUGGCGGCAGUCAUCCGUAUUUAGAAGCAUAUCAUAGAGAUGCUGCUGGAUACGGUGGAGUCAGUCCGCAUCCAGUAGCUGGUUACGGUUUAGGCCAACCGGACUACGCGGCGGCAGCGGCCGCAGCGGGUUAUGGAGGCUACCAGUACCAAUGCGGUGCUUACCCCCCUCCUCCCGCCUACCCUCCACACGCUCCCCCCUAUUCACCACCGUGCUACAUGCCGCCACCACAUGCUCCGCACGACAAGCCUAAGGACAGCAGUCUCUCCGGGUGUCCGCGCGCCGACCGCUCACAACUACAGCCGCACUCGCAGGAACUCAAGUGUCCCACACCGGGGUGCGACGGCUCUGGUCAUGUCACAGGCAAUUACUCCUCACAUCGAUCACUAUCUGGCUGCCCUAGAGCCAACAAGCCUAAGAGCAAGCCUAGAGAUGGACAAGACUCUGAACCUCUCAGAUGCCCUAUACCGGGCUGUGAUGGAUCUGGACACGCUACAGGGAAAUUCUUAUCGCAUCGAAGUGCCUCCGGCUGUCCUAUUGCGAAUAGAAAUAAAAUGCGGGUGCUAGAAAGCGGUGGAACCGUGGAACAGCAUAAAGCGGCUGUUGCAGCAGCAGCGUCGGCGAUCAAAUUCGAUGGCGUCAACUGUCCAACACCCGGCUGCGAUGGUUCAGGCCACAUCAACGGCUCGUUUCUAACACAUCGCUCUCUUUCCGGUUGUCCUGUGGCGGGGUCUGCUACACCCACACCUCAGCCGAAGAAGCCCAAAUACCCUGACGACAUCACGCCAUUAUAUCCGAAACCGUAUUCAGGCAUGGAAAUGAACAUGCAGACUGGCAACGGGGAAGACCUUAUGACCCUUGAGCAAGAAAUAACGGAACUGCAACGAGAGAAUGCUCGCGUCGAAUCACAAAUGAUUCGCCUCAAAUCAGACAUCAACGCCAUGGAAACGCACCUCAGUCAUGGGGAAAGAGAGAACCAGCUCAUAUCUCAGCGCAAUAACAAUCUCAACGAAUAUUACGAAAGCUUGCGUAACAACGUUAUAACCUUACUGGAACAUGUCCGAAUUCCUGGAGGGGGGACCGCUCCUGUAACGAACGCUGGAGGAACACCCGGGGCUCCACCACCUACAGGUCCAGGAGAGAAGCCUGCCCAUGAUAAUUUCGACUCCUAUCUCACAAAACUGCAAACUCUUUGCUCGCCCGAUGGUUACUGCCCCGACGAAAAUCGGCCCAUAUAUGAAACGGUGAAAAACGCGCUUCAGGACUUCACAGUACUACCGACACCAAUUUAA
Molecule: messenger RNA, 2352 nt
Organism: Parnassius mnemosyne (clouded apollo)
Lineage: Eukaryota; Metazoa; Arthropoda; Insecta; Lepidoptera; Papilionidae
Source: the annotation of a GenBank genome assembly